Nasonia vitripennis (jewel wasp) is the source of this 907-nucleotide messenger RNA. RefSeq lists its product as uncharacterized. Gene Ontology annotation, molecular function: protein binding; serine-type endopeptidase inhibitor activity. NCBI's taxonomy places the organism in Eukaryota, Metazoa, Arthropoda, Insecta, Hymenoptera, Pteromalidae. The record is from RefSeq and is a predicted model, not a curated record. Bases 348 to 752 code for a protein of 134 amino acids. The transcript has 5 exons.
AAAUACCAAAUGUGAGAACGAGGCUUCGAAAUGAUAACAUCAUUCGUCAAAGUCUAGAAAACAGCUAUAUUAUGCACACAUGCAAAUAAUUAUAGUUUUCCUCCGAAAUCACAAUAGUGUUUGAAUAAGUAGAAAUCAGAGCUUGGCUAAGCCUGGAAUUAUAUACAAGAUAUUUAUAAUCGCGAUCAUCGCACCUGCAAGCGGGCGGAGCGUACACAUUCGUGAGAGGAAAACUAUAAAAGCAAACGUGCCUACGGUUUCCUUUCAGUUGCCUCUCGUCUGGUUAGUGCAGAUCUUGGCGCAGCCAACCGAAGAAAUCGAUCUUCGAACAAUCCUCAUAAAUAACAAUGAUGCGUUGCGUCUUGCUAGUAUUUCUUGCCGUUGGCUUCUGUCAUGCACAGAGGGACGUAUUCUCGGACCAGGACGGUUUCGUGUUCCCCGGAGAAGCCGACAGGCCUUCCAAAUUUCCGCUCAACCCGACCAACCGCCCGACCAAUCCGACUCGUCCGUUCACAACUGCAUCCCAGCGCACAACCCAGAGCCCGACGCCUACGGGCAACCCAGUGACUCCCAACAUGAACGACUACAACCAGUGCAUCAAUAAUUGCCAGACAACAUCCGAAUACAACCCUGUCUGUGGAACCGACAAUGUUGUCUACUCCAAUCCGGGAAGAUUAAGCUGUGCUGUAGCCUGUGGAAACAAUAUCACAAUUAAAGGCUACGGUCAAUGCAGUGGAACCAUACGAGGCUAAAAAGUAUUAUUAAUAAUACGUUUAUGAUAAAAAAAUAACUGUCAUGAAAUAAUUUAUUGUCCAACAAAAAGACUGUUCUGUUAUAAUCGCAAAACAUAUAUGUUCACUAUAGCGAAUACUUGUAAGAAAUGUUAAUAAAUUUUUUAAUGAAGUUA